Molecule: messenger RNA, 2383 nt
Organism: Liolophura sinensis
Lineage: Eukaryota; Metazoa; Mollusca; Polyplacophora; Chitonida; Chitonidae
Exons: 18
Coding region: 151-2283 (710 amino acids)
Biological process (GO): maturation of LSU-rRNA; rRNA base methylation
Cellular component (GO): nucleolus
Molecular function (GO): RNA binding; rRNA (cytosine-C5-)-methyltransferase activity
Source: RefSeq, a predicted model, not a curated record
CGUGUUGUAUGUAUUGAGCAAAACAUUUAAUUCUUGUUUGCAUUUUCACAGCUGAAAGUCAUCACCAGGUGUGUGACACCGUGUCUGGAAGUUCUCAUAGUUAUGUAACUUGUCGACAUAGGGCAGAUUGAAAGGAAAAAUCGUUAGAAAAUGGGGAAGAAGCGCGAUUUUUCAGAGCGCCCGAAACCUGGACCAGGGAGGAAGGCACGAAAACAGGGUCUGCCAGGCUUGCCUCCGAGCUUGUCAGACAAAGAUGGCCAAGCGAAGAAACCUGGCAGAAGAGAGCGGAAGAGGCAGUUCAAAAGGCAGGAGAAGCUAGCACAGAAAGAAGAGAGAUUGAAAAAAAGGCAAGAAAAUCAAGUGAAGAAGAGUGAGGAGCCAGCUGAGGAUAGUGAUGAGGAAAGCGACAUGGAGGUCAGCAUGAAACCUGUUAAUAAGGUGGGGAAGAGUAAAGGGAAACCAGUUGGGAAAAGAAAACCAGAUGAGGAAACAGAAGAAACCAGUGAGGAGGAAGAAGAUGAAGACAGUGAAGAAUCAGAUGAACACAGUGGAGAGGUCCAGGGAUUCACAGAUGACAACAGGGACUGGCUGAGACCAAAACUGAAGAGGAAAUUGAUGGAGGAUGAUAGUGAUGAAGAGGAGGAAAUGGAGGGUGCUGAGGAUUCUGAUGACAGCGAUGAUUUACAAGAUGAGUUUGAUGAUGGGAAGGAUUUGGACAGUGAUGACGAUGAUGAUGAUAUUGGGGAUGAGGAGCUUUUACCCAUAGAAAAGGCAGCAAAAAAGUUAACAAAAAAAGAAGAGAGGGACAAGAAGUUAUCAGAGGCUGAACUGAAGACCAACAUUUCCCAGAUGGAGACAUACACAUUACCUAGUGGGCAGGAGAUUGAAAAAGAAACUGUUCAGGCUCCAGAUUUAACACUUCUGCAGCAAAGAAUCAAGGACAUUAUCCAGGUCUUAGGAGAUUUUACCAACAGAAGAGAGCCUGGAAAGACCAGACAGAAUUAUCUCACACAGUUAAGGAAGGAUCUCUGCAGUUACUAUGGUUACAGUGAUGUUCUGAUGGAGAAGUUGAUGGAUCUGUUCCCAUUGGAGAUAAUGGAGUUUCUGGAAGCUAACGAGGUCCAACGACCAAUCACAAUCAGAACAAACACACUCAAGACUCGAAGACGGGAUUUAGCUCAGGCUCUCAUCAACAGAGGAGUGAACUUGGAUCCGAUUGGGAAAUGGUCGAAAGUCGGUCUGGUGAUAUAUGACUCACAAGUUCCUCUGGGUGCGACCCCAGAGUACCUAGCAGGACAUUACAUGUUACAGGGAGGCUCUAGCUUUCUGCCAGUCAUGGCCCUGGCACCCCAGGAAAAUGAGCGGGUGCUCGACAUGGCCGCUGCCCCAGGAGGGAAAACUACCCAUAUAGCUGCCCUAAUGAGAAACACAGGCUGUGUCUUUGCUAACGAUGCCAACAAGGAUCGCGCUAAAGCCCUUGUGGGAAACCUUCACAGAAUGGGUGUCCUCAACACAGUUGUGUCCAACUACGACGGACGUCAAUUUGUAAAGGUAAUCCACGGCUUUGACCGCGUGUUAUUGGACGCUCCAUGUAGUGGCACUGGCGUGCUGUCUAAGGACCCAGAGGCAAAGACCAAUAAGGAUGACAAAGAUUUUCAGCGCUGCGCUCACAUACAGAAGCAGUUGUUGUUGUCGGCCAUUGAUUGCUGCGAUGCCAAAUCUGCCACAGGGGGAUACAUUGUCUACUCCACCUGCUCGGUCACGGUGGAAGAAAAUGAAGCCGUGAUUGAGUAUGCCCUGAAGAAGAGGAAUGUGAAGCUGGCCCCCACGGGCCUGGACUUUGGCAGGGAGGGGUUUGUCAAUUUCCAGAGACAUAGAUUCCACCCUAGCAUGAAGCUGACCAGACGAUUCUACCCACACACACAUAACCUAGACGGCUUCUUUGUGGCUAAAUUCAAGAAAUUCUCCAACAAACUUCCUGCUCAAGCGGGACAGGAAGGAGAAUCUGAGGAGACACCUAGUGGUGGUACGAAGGAGGAUAACUCCAGGGUAGAGACAACCACCGUCGACCAGACUGCGGCAGAUACAGAGGGAACAAAGAAGGAUUUCAAGCCUGGGAAAAACAAAAAAUUUAAGAAAUCCGAGGAAGCAGAAGAUCAGGGGAAAAGUCAAAAAGCAAAGCCUGGUUUCAAAUCAAAACCUGGGAAAAAACACAAUCGCAAAGGUUUUAGAAAUAAACCAGGGAAUAAACACUUCAAGCAGAAACCUAAUCGGCCUGGCUGAAGAAUAAUUAACUGAGGAGUCUUUCAGCUAGGAUUGUUUUCAUAUUUUAUGUUCUCUCAGUCUGUAUCUACCAAAUAAAAUUGUACACAUACGUGUAUUA